CUGUUUUAUUCUUUUCUGUUCAAAAGGCUUGUUUUCAGGGGCUGCGGAUUUAGCUCAGCGGCAUAAGCAACUGCUUUGCAAGCAGGCAGUCGUGAGUUCAAUCCCUGGAACCGAUAAAAAGUUAAAAAGUAAUUAAAAAAAAAAAAAAGGCUUGUUUUCUCCCUCAUGGUACCUGCUUCUCCAUAGAAGAUCCUAAAAGAAUUCAUCUCUGUGCUGUCUCUGCGUGUCCCUUACCUCCAGUUCCCCGUGCUAGUGACCUCAGCCAGGGCUCCAGUCAUGUAAGGAUUGGUCAGGUGCUUCCCCACCGUGAUGCUAGCAGCUUGGUGGUGGUGGCAAGUCAGGUGACUCUCCGGGGGACUCAUCUUCCAGAGGUGACUGUGGGGCUGGGGUGGCAGCUAUCGACCUGACAGUGGAAAGUAUUUUAUUUUAUUAUUAUUAUUAUUAUUUUUUUUUUUUUUGCCGGUACCGGGGAUUGAACUCACGACCGCCUGCUUGCAAGGCAGGUGCUUAUGCCGCUGAGCUAAAUCCCCAGCCCCAAUGUGGAAAGUAUUUUAGCUCAUCAACUGCAUUGCCAGCGCUGCAGCCCAGACAUAUGACAUAACACUUCGUGCUCCUGCCAGGCAGAACGACUCACCUGGGAGCACUAGUGUGAAUGCCAAAAUGUUUCGGUUUUCACGGUUUGUGUGUAUAUACACUUCUAAUUUAACAAGUGCUUAUUGAGUGUCUUCCUGAAAAAAAUAUUGAAAAAGACCAAAUAAAAAUUCCUGGAAAAUUUGAGACAAAGCCUACUAUAAUUUUGUCUCCCUCUUUAGAAACUCCAGCAUUUAUUUCAUAGUCCUCAUUAUUUUUUUCAUUUUGAAACUUUUUAAAUUUGCAGAAAAUAAAAAGGCCAAUUGGUAGUAUUUUGCUUCAGCUUUCCCUGUUGAACCAUUUGAAAGCAGGUUACAUAAAUUACUACACAUCUGGAAACUUUGCCUCUAAAUGCAUGCAUAUCUUAGGCAUUAGAGUACUUCCUCAUGUAACCACGCAUCAUUAUCAGACCAUUAGCAAUAAUCUGGUAAUGCCAUCUGUGUAUCACCAUCUGCAAACACAUCAUUUGGUACAUAUUUACACCUCCCUGUCUGAAAAUUUUCUUUCAGAAAUUGUUUUUGAGAUAGGGUCUCUCUGUGUAGUUCACAAUGGACUUAAAUUCAUAGCCAUCUUCCUGCCUCAGCCUCCCAAGUGCUGGGAUUAUAGGUAUGUGCUACUAUGCUUGACUUCAUUCAGAGCGCUUUGAAAUCCAAAACCCACUCAACAGUCAUGCACUCCAUUUAGUUAUUAUGCUUCUUACUUGUAAUCUAGAACAGACACCACCACUCUACCCACUCCUGGCCCCCUAGUCUCUCCAGAUUGAACCCAAGGCCUUCACACUGAGAUUCAUCAUCAGCAUUUUUUAUUUUGAGACAAGGUCUGGCUAAGUCGCUAAAUUGUCCAGGCUGAACUGAAACUUGUGAUCCUUCUGCCUCAGCCUCCCAGAGUGCUGGGAUUACAAGUAUGUGCCACCAUAACUGGCUCUUUCAUUUGCAAGACUUUGACUCUUUUGAAGAAUCCAUGUCAGUUGUCACCAGCUGACUUGUAUGACAUCAUACUGCCUGGAUCUGUUGGAUCAUGACUGGGCUUGGGGCAUACGUCUUUGGCAAGAGGACAGCUGGGAUGGUCAUCUGUCUCUCCAACAUAUCACUCCAGGAGACUCUGUCAGGUGGCUUCUCCUGGGGAGAUGCUAAGCUUGGACAUUUGGUGAAGGUUAAAGUUACCCUAAUGUUUUUUGCUAAGAACCAGAGAAACCAAAGUCUUUCAAAUGAUACUUGGUAGCAGAAAUUGUUUGCAGUGGUCACAGACUGGAGUUUGAUUCUUAAUUCUCUGUCCUUCCCUUUCUUGGAAAGAUUCUAGCUGAGAACGGCAUCUUAAAAGAAGGCUAGCUUAAUCAGUGCCCACCUGGCAGGGGUGAGGUUGUGAGUUCUAUCCCUGGUACAGGAAGAAGAAGAAGGAGGAGGAGAAGGAAGAGGAGGAAGGCUGACUUGUAGAACUCUACCUAACUGAGCACCACAUUUAUACAGCUUAUUUAUGGGUGUCACCGUCACACUGUUACUGUAUUCCUGUGUACCCUGCUUCUGCAGAGUCCCUUCCCAGGCCAAUUCAUCCAUAGUGACCCUCAUACAAAGCACCCUGGUAGAUCCCCCACUACCUCUCUUGACUUGCAGCCUUUCAGCUUUUCUGGUUUUUUGAGGGCGAAGUUCCCCAUGCAGUGAUAAUAUAUGCGUAACACUUGCGAUCAUUUCUCUUAGCUCAGAGGUUCCUGUGUCCACAGGCUGCUCUAGCAGGUGGAGGGGGUGGGAAGGAAGAGAGGCCUCUGGUGCCCAAGCUGUCUGUCUUGGACUCUUCCCAGGACUGUGACUCUGCAGAAGCUUUCUGCAGCUACACAGUCUACAAGGGUAUUUCUUAACCAAAUGGUUACUAUUUUGAAGGUCUUUUAUUUCUUUUUGGAGUCAUUAUGUGAUUUUGUGUACUGCCAAAUUCAAGGCCGUUCUCGGUAAAAUCGAGAAUAACACAACCAGGAAACAAAAAUCACCCAGAUUGCCUGAAUCGAAGGAGAUUUCAUGCAGGAAACUGGUAGCACGUGGCAGGACAGUCAAGAAGCCAAACAGAUAAAAAGAUGGUCGAUGAGACAUUAGCAACUUCCCAAGGUCAGGCGAGGAGGAAAGGAAUAGGGGGAGCAGAGUGUCGGAGUCACCAGGAGAAACCCCAGGAUGUCUCUGCUUCCUCGGGGAGUCCCACUGACCAAAUGUGCUGGAGGCCAGCUGACCUGUCUGGGGAUGAGCGCUCAGACACCAGCCCUGGGCCUGGGGAGUAACUGAGGCAUGUAAGUGCCUACCUGGCAAGCAUAAGGUCCUGAGUUUGAUUCCCGGUACCAUGAAAAGAAGAAAAACAAAGAAAGAAAGAAAGAAAGAAAGAAAGAAAGAAAGAAAGAAAGAAAGAAAGAAAGAAAGAAAGAAAGAAAGAAAGAGAGAGAAAGAAGCCAGCCCUGCCACUGGGAGAAGGGCAGAAUGAGGACAAACAGCUCUCAGCCCGCAUAGUCAUCUGUCCCUGGGACUAGUCAUGUGUUCCUGAGUCAUCAGUGUGAAAUUUUUAACCCAACCUUCCUUUUACUUGUUUAAUUAGUAUCAUGAUAGAGUCAUCCCUCCAGCCAAAUUAUUCACUUUUUUCCCCCUGCUUUGUGUAGCUGUUGAUUUAUCUUGGAGAAGAUCAUAAGAACAACAACCACUUCUCCAGCUCAUUAGUGUCUGAAACUCAAAAAUAAUAUUUAUGUUAUUAAGUACAUUUACAGUUAACAGGGCACUUUCAUGUAUAUUACACUAUGUGAUUCUCAUAAAGCUCUGUGAAUAGUUAUUAUUAUUUUUUUUAUUUUAUUUUUUUUUUUUGUCUUUUUGAGACAGGGUCUCACUAUGCAGUACACACGGGCCGUGAGCUCACUUUGUAGCCCAGGCCGGUCUCAAACUCACAACGAUCCUCUUGCCUCAGCCUCCCGAGUGCUGUAUUAUCCCUUAUUUAUAGAAGGGUCAUCUGAGUCUUGGAGACUAUACAAAUUGCUCAGGUAUAAAUAAGAAAUAGGGGGUGGGGAUUUAGCUCAGCGGCACAAGCUCCUACCUUGGAAGCAGGCAGUCGUGAGUUCGAUCCCCGGUACCCAUAAAAAAUGAAAAAGACCAAAAAAAAACAAAGAAAUAAUAUAGCAAGAAUUCAAACUCUGGGCUGUCAGUUUUCAAAGUAACCUUCCCACCGUAUUCCACUGCUUCUGGCCAGAAAGAGUUGCUCUGGGAUGAGGCUUGACUUUUUUUCCUGAGUUGGGUGGCUACAUUUAGGAGGAAGGAGAGGGUAUAUUUUAUAUCUGCAAAAUUCUUUGUGACCACAGGUGCAAACUACUUUCCUAAGGGGGAUGCCAGGGCUGUGCAGCACUCAUCUGAAGUUACACUGCACUUCAGCAACCUCGCUCCUGCCCUUUACCCAUCGGGACUCAGCCCCUCAGUGGCAGCCCCGUGUUCCAGCCCAGGCUGACACAGAGAGGAAGUCUGUCUUCCGUUCCCAUCUCCCCAUCUCUCUUCAAAACAACAUUGGACAGCCAGUGAAAUUAAAAUGUCAGAUAAAUAAUUUUUUAGCAUAAGUGUGUGUCUGACAUUCAAAUGCUGUCUUGGCACUUGCUAAAUCUGGCAGCCUUGUGUUGAUCAAGGUGGGCGGUGAUCCCAGGAUGUGUGGGAGGAAUCAGAACACAGGAAGGAGCCCACUUGGCUGUGCUUUCGCCAUCUGUGUCCCCGAAGGCCGGGAGGCCGUAAUCCCUGCACAGUUGCAGGAGUAGAAGGAGGGCUUGGAGGGGAUUCCGGAUCCAGCAAGCUGGGUUCUGAAUCACAGGUUCUCUCCCGGGGCCAGAGAAGUGAGCUGGCCUUAAGUGAAGGCUGAGACUGACUCACCUGGUUUCACUUAGCUUUUCUGGUGCUGUUUUCACCGGGGAGUGUUCAGAUCUUACCAGGAAGUUAAAAUUAGUCCUCGAGAUGGGUAAACUUGAGGUGGGUGAAGAGGGGAAGAGGAAGGGACAGAAGGCAGCCUUGAGGGUCAGCAGAUGUGUGAGUGGAUGGAGCAGAUGGAAUGCAGGCCGGGUGCUUGUCCGAAUGCUGAGGAAUCAGAGCUGAGGGGAAGCCACAAGUCCCAGCUCUCCCAACAGGAGGGCAGUCAGCGCCAUGGUGCACACAGGGGAGAAGGUUCUGCCUACUCAUCCUGGAACGCAGGGAAUGGGUCCUAGAGCUGCUCCUGGCCCUGUCACUCAGUUCACCUGGAACCUUAACAGGCCCUGAUGACCUCUGGGCUUUUGUCUGUUUCCUCGGUAAAAUGUGAUGGAGGUAGAGAAGGUUGCACGGCUCCUCUCAGCUCUAAAAUUCUGCUGAUAAAGGUGCCAUUUCAAGCCUCCUCAUGAUUACUAUUCUGUGUGCCCUGGCAAGGCGAGAGGGUUGAGGGCCACCCUUUAUCAGUGAUCUUUGUUAUAUCUGAAGGUCAUUUUUUUUUUGUCGAGUUUUUUCCUCUACCCAGGGGAAAUAUCAAAAUUCUUCUGUUUUCUUUUUCAAAACAGGGUCUUGCUAUGUAGCCUACACUGGCCUUGAACUCGUCAUACCAUAAUGCCUGGAAAAAAUUCUUCUUUCAAAGUGCUAUGUUCAAGUGCAUUAACCAUCGAGACCUUUUUCUUUUUCUUCCUCUGUGUGAACUGUAUCAAAUUGAACCCAGGACAUACUAGGAAAGCACUGUACCUACCAAGCUAUAUCUGUAACCCCCAGAUCUAUGCUUUCUUUUUUUUUUUUUUUUUUUUUUGUCUUUUUCAUUUUUAUCGGUACCGGGGAUCGAACUCACGACCGCCUGCUUGCAAGGCAGGUGCUUAUGCCACUGAGCUAAACCCCCAGCCCCUAUGCUUUCUUAAUUAAUUAAUUAAUUAACUAAUUGACAAAGGGUCUUGCUAGGCAGUUCAGACUGUUUUGAACUCACUAUGUAGCCCAGGCUGGCCUGGAACUCUUGAUGAUCCUCCUGCCUCAGCCUCCUGAGUGCUGUGGAUUAGAGCAUACACCACCACGGCCAGUUCCUCCGCACAUACGCAUUGAACUUGUGCAGUACACCAGGCUGAAUUAAACUGGAGGGAGGAAAACUUCCACAGAAUUACAAAGCAAGCGAUACUCCAGGUGUCCUAAGACCUGUUUUCAGUUCUUUGUUUCUCCUUUCGUCCUAGACUCUAGAGCUUCAGAGGUCAGUUUCCUGUCCAUUAAAUGGCAAAGGCAAAAUGAAAACGAUCUCUUUCAAUAGGUUCAUGGAAAGUGCUGGUUUGUUUGUUUGUUUUGUCUUUUUGAGACAGGGUUUCACUUUGCAGUUCAGGCUGGUCUCGAACUCCCAACAAUCCUCCUGCUUCAGCCUACCCAAUGCUGGGAUUCCAGGUGUGCAACGCCACACCCAGCCGAAAGUGUUAUUUAACAUGGGUGAUUUGAAUAAUGUGUGGGUUUCCACCUCCAUGAGCUAUGGGCCUCUGAGACCAGACCUCACUGGGAACUGACUCCUACCCAAUGCAAAGCAGCCUUCUGGGAUGUCCUUGUCUCACUGCUUCUUCCCUGCUUCUGUCCACAGUGUUGCACUUGAGAUGGAGCUGCUGCCCCUGUGGCUUUGCCUGGGUUUUCACUUCUCGACCCUGCAGUGGAAGAAUGGAAGUGGGGCCGCCACAGCAGCUUUCCAAGGGGGCUGCAAGUUGGUGGGUGUCACUGCUGACUGUCAAGGGCAGAACCUAGCUUCGGUGCCCCCCAGCCUCCCGCCUCACACCCGGGUGCUCAUCCUGGACGCCAACCCACUCAGGACACUGUGGAAUCACUCCCUGCGGCCGUAUCCUCUCUUGGAGAGCCUCAACCUGCGCAGCUGCCAGCUGGUGCGUAUUGGCUACCAUACCUUCCAGGAGCAAGGCCUCCUGAUCAGCCUGGGCCUGGCCGACAACAGCCUCUCGGAGAACUACAAGGAGACAGCAGCUGCUCUGCGCACCCUGCAGGGGCUGCAGAAGCUGGACCUGUCUGGGAACUCCCUGACGGAAGACAUGGCGGCCCUCAUGCUCCAGAACCUCUCUUCCCUGGAGGCUGUGUCUCUGGCCAGGAACACCCUCAUGAGGCUUGAUGAGUCUGUCUUUGAGGGCUUGGAGAACCUCAGGGAACUGGAUUUACAGAGGAACUAUAUCUUUGAGAUAGAAGGGGGCGCUUUUGAUGGCUUAACAGAGCUGAGACGCCUCAACCUGGCCUACAACAACCUCCCCUGCAUCGUGGACUUUGGCCUCUCCCAGUUGCGUGUCCUCAACGUCAGCUACAACAGCCUUGAGUGGUUCCUGGCAUCCAGGCAAGAGACCACUUUUGAGCUGCAGACACUAGACUUGUCUCACAACCAGCUGUUGUUUUUCCCUCUCCUACCCCCGCGCAGCAAAUUACACAGCCUUCUGCUGCAGGACAAUGACAUGGGCUUCUACAAGGACCUGUACAACACCUCCUCCCCACAGGAGAUGGUGGCCCAGUUCCUCCUGGUGGAUGGCAAUGUGACCAAUGUUACUACCGUCAGCCUCUGGGAGGAAUUUGCUUCCAGCGACCUAGCAGCUCUUCGCUUCCUAGACAUGAGUCAGAACCAGUUCCAGUACCUGCCUGAAGGCUUUCUGAAGAAAAUGCCCUCCCUGGCCCACCUGAACCUCAACCGGAACUGCCUAGCCACGCUGCACUUUCGAGAGCGUGAGCCCGUGGACGCCCUGGCAGAGCUGGACCUGAGCCACAACAUGCUGUCUGAGCUGCACUUGGCCGCGGGCCUCGCUGGCUGUCUCAGGAGCCUCCGCCUGCUCAACCUGAGCGACAACCAGCUCCUGGGCAUCCCCGCGGGCCUCUUUGCAGAUGCCAAUAACCUCACUACCAUUGAUCUGAGCCAUAAUCAAAUCUCUCUUUGUCCCAGGCCGCUUCCGGUUCAGGUACCACUUCCGCUUCCGGUCCCUUCCAAACAGCAGAGCGCCCCCAAUUGCGUGGACUUCCGGAAUAUGGUGUCUCUGAGGAGGCUAUCUCUGGAAGACUGUGGGCUAAGAGUGUUCCAGGACUGCGCCUUCCAGGGGACCCCUCUCACUCACUUAGACCUGUCUGGCAACUGGGGAGUCCUGAACGGAAGCAUGGCCCCUCUCAGGGCCAUUGCCCCCACAUUGCAGGCUCUGUCUCUGAGGAACGUGGGCCUCAGCCCCGCCUCCGCCAAAUUGGAUUUCUCAGGCUUUGAGCAUCUGAGGGAACUGGAUCUGUCAGGAAACUGCUUAACCAGCUUCCCAAGGCUCCAGGGGAGCCCAGCCCUGCGGACCCUGGAUCUCCGGCGGAACUGGCUCACCGCUCUGCCCGCCAGGGCCGAGUGGGAGCAGUUCUCAGGGAGCUUGCACACUGUCUACCUCAGCCAGAACCCCUACAACUGCUGCGGACUGGACGACCGAAUGGCCCUGCAGCGCCUGGACACCGUGGCUGACUGGGCCAUGGUCACCUGCAACCUUUCCUCCAAAAUCAUCCGCGUGGUGGAGCUGCCCGCAGGUGCACCACAGGGCUGCAAGGGGGAGCAGGUGGACAUGGGCCUGCUCUACCUCGUGCUCAUCCUCCCCAGCUGCUUCACCCUGCUGGUGGCCUGCACCGUCAUCGUCCUCACCUUCAAGAAGCCUCUACUGCAAGUAAUCAAGAGCCGCUGCCACUGGUCCACCAUAUACUGACUGUGGCUGCGUGCCAAGAGUAGUUAGAAAUUUGCCUCUUGAAAGGGUGGGUGUGGUGGCAUAUGCCUGUAAUCUCAUUACUCAAGAGCCUGAGGUGGGAGAGUUUCCGAGGAGUUCAAGGCCAGUUUAGCUACAUAGAGAGGUUAAGGCUCUCUAUGAACUGCAUGGCAAGACCCAGUCACAAUCAAGCGAACAAUAAUUGCAUAGGAGACUUUCUUUGCUAGAUUUUAAGAUCCUCUGCAGAAGGCGAGUCUCUUGAGUUGAAGAUUAAAUUAAAAUAGUAAAAUAUUUCCAUCCCUUGUUCCCUCAAGUCUUUCGUGCAUUCUUGUCAUUCAUGCUCAUCAUCCUGAUAAAAUAUUUAUUAAGAGACAUUCUAUGAAAAUAAAAGACAAACUUGUCACACAUAUGUUUUAAAUCAAA
Molecule: messenger RNA, 8728 nt
Organism: Cavia porcellus (domestic guinea pig)
Lineage: Eukaryota; Metazoa; Chordata; Mammalia; Rodentia; Caviidae
Gene: Nrros
Product: negative regulator of reactive oxygen species
Exons: 2
Coding region: 6146-8308 (720 amino acids)
Cellular component (GO): extracellular matrix
Molecular function (GO): protein binding
Source: RefSeq, a predicted model, not a curated record